GUCUUCUUUCUGAAACGCUGGCUAUAACUGAACACAUUGACGUUUGUGGACACAUGUGGAGCAGUGUGUUGGUGUGCAAGUACCUGACCGGCAGAUGAAGGAAGAUAAAUUUUCAUGUAACUGGUGUGAAGUUUUAAUAAAAAGUCAUUGGUGGAGACAGACGGACAACAUAAAGUCACUCAUCGAGGGAGUGACCCAGCAGUUUGAAGCACUCAGGCAAGAGGUAUCCACACAUCCCACCUGGUCUGAGUGUGCAGUUGGAACAACAGAGGUUGCUCUAAAAGUCCAGAGGAAGACACGAAAGGACAGUACAGUGUCACACUCGUAGACAUAUGGUGUGUGGGAAAUGAAUGAACUUCCCAGGCUGCCAGCCAGGCUUCUGCUGAUUCCUGCAUCUGUAAGCCAAGUGAUUGACAGGACAGACAGACAUGGGGAAGCAGAACAGCAAGCUCCGUCCGGAGGUGAUGCAGGACCUGCUGGAGAGCACCGACUUCACCGAGCAUGAGAUCCAGGAGUGGUACAAGGGCUUCCUGAGGGACUGCCCCAGCGGGAACCUGUCUAUGGAAGAGUUCAAGAAGAUCUACGGCAACUUCUUCCCCUAUGGAGACGCUUCCAAGUUUGCCGAACACGUCUUUCGUACUUUUGAUGCCAACGGCGACGGGACAAUAGAUUUCAGGGAGUUCAUCAUCGCGCUAAGCGUGACGUCACGCGGCAAGCUGGAGCAGAAGCUGAAAUGGGCUUUCAGUAUGUACGACCUAGAUGGGAACGGGUACAUCAGUAAAGCUGAGAUGCUGGAGAUUGUACAGGCGAUAUAUAAGAUGGUGUCCUCAGUGAUGAAGAUGCCAGAGGAUGAGUCCACACCAGAGAAGAGGACAGAGAAGAUUUUUAGGCAGAUGGACACAAACAGAGACGGGAAGCUCUCUCUGGAGGAGUUCAUCAAAGGAGCAAAGAGCGACCCGUCCAUCGUCCGCCUGUUGCAGUGCGACCCCAGCAGUGCUGGCCAGUUCUAAAACAGAGGCACUGAUGUAAUCUUGCUUCUGGGGGACUCUAAUUACCUGUAACUCUCCACUAUGGAGCAGACUGAUGAUGAAGAAUGACAAGAUGAAGAUGAUGAAGAAGUCAGGCCUUCAAUCUGAACGGAACGACUUUCAAAGUUGGACACAGGAGCAAAAUUUUCCUUUCACCACCCUCACCACCAUCACCCCCACCCCAAAAAAAAAAGAAGAAAAGCAAAGCUGUGUAUCUAACCUUCUUAACUCUCAUCACAUUAAACCCCUCAGACUGAAAUUGAAUCCCUCAGUUGUCCUCCUGUAGAUAUGUUAGAGUAUAGAGAAGGUUUACAGUAGGUUGUAUAUACGCAGUAUAAACUGGAGUCUCUGUGUCAGUGUCUUUGCUUGGCUCUCCGUGCUCUCUGAGGCUCCACACAGCCUCCAUCACUAAUAUGUAUGAGAGACAUGGCGGCGUUAACAGGACACGACGUAGGUGAGAUCAUUUAAUCUGCAGAGAGGACCUGUGAAGUUUCUCCUUCACUCAGAACGAGUACUGCUUUCAGUUUCCUCUUUUCUACUGUGAGAAUGUGUAUGUGUUUUUCAAACUUGAUAGACUUUGUUUCAUAUAUUGUGCUGGGACAAAAAGAACAUGUAAUGUUAUGCUACUAUGCAUACGCGCCCUAAUCAGUAGUGUGUGAAGUCUAACGGAUGUAAUGGAGGAUGCAGAGCUGCUCUCUCUCCAUGAUCUGUUCCUCUCCUUGUUUUGUUUUGUUUUGUUUUUCAUAUCAGUAACAACAACAGAGAAAGUGUUACUUCGCUCUAGCUUCUAAUAGAAAUGUAGUCAUUACAGUAUAGUCUAGAUAUUUUAAAGUGCACCUAAAACUGUUCAACAAACCCACACAGUCCUGAAUUCCCGGUUCAGAACAAAUGUUGUGAAAUAAUAAUAAUAUGAUAAUAAUAAUAAUAGAAAAGUGGUUGUUUAUUUUAGCUGUUUCUGGAUUUCAAGCAUGCACACCUUCUUUGACAUUGUGACGAACAAAGACACACUUGCGCACUCACUUUUAGAUGUUUUUUAACUGCUGCAUGUUGACUUAGUUGCUGGCUGCAGGGGCGCGCAGACGAACAUAACACGUAUGCAUGUGACUUUCGCAUGUAUGUGUUUUUAAUGUAGGUUUAUUGAUAUCAAACAGCACGUCGGUGUUGGCGUUGGCAUCUGAUUACAUGCUAAAAAUUCUCUCCUGACUCCCGUCUUUCAGUCAGCUUCGACAGAGGAUGUAAAAGAGAGAAACUGUGAUCUUUUCCAGGAACUCUGAGAAGGAUCAGCACGAAGCCCCCUGAAUGUAACCGAGCAGCUAAUCAGCUUCACUUACUGCAUUAUUUCCAAUGAAAAACAGCUUUGAAUGUUCAGAAACUGCUGUUUUCUCUUUUUUUUAUAUAAAGAAGAAAAGAUGCAGACCAACAAUCAUUACUACUGCAAGGAUACUGUCACAACAUGUUGCUUUUAUUGGGUUUUUUAUACAUAUAUAUAUAUAUAUAUAUGGAUACAUUUUUCUGAUAUAGAAAAGCUGUGUCAGCUGUAACAUUUCUGUUAAAAAACACAUUAGCAAAUUGUGAUCAAGUGCCAAAUAAAAACAACAGUAUUGUAUAAAUUUAUAUUGUACAAUUGUUAUAUGUUGAACAACAUGUUUGUAAUUGUUGCAUUUUGUAGGUUUUGUAUGGUAUCCUGGACUUAGUGACUGCAGUUUUGAAGCACAGGAUUCUGUUAUUUUUUUGGUUGAUUUAAAAAACAAGAAUUAAAUUUACGAAAUAUUGUGUGCAACUGUU
This is a messenger RNA of Melanotaenia boesemani (Boeseman's rainbowfish), 2813 nucleotides long. Its product is annotated as neurocalcin-delta A. Gene Ontology annotation, biological process: calcium-mediated signaling. The record is from RefSeq and is a predicted model, not a curated record. Gene Ontology annotation, cellular component: cytosol. Lineage: Eukaryota; Metazoa; Chordata; Actinopteri; Atheriniformes; Melanotaeniidae. Gene Ontology annotation, molecular function: calcium ion binding; tubulin binding; actin binding. The coding region runs from base 429 to 1010 and encodes 193 amino acids. The transcript has 8 exons.